Molecule: messenger RNA, 2360 nt
Organism: Athalia rosae (coleseed sawfly)
Lineage: Eukaryota; Metazoa; Arthropoda; Insecta; Hymenoptera; Athaliidae
Gene: Mocs1
Product: molybdenum cofactor biosynthesis protein 1
Exons: 8
Coding region: 280-1974 (564 amino acids)
Biological process (GO): Mo-molybdopterin cofactor biosynthetic process
Molecular function (GO): GTP 3',8'-cyclase activity; cyclic pyranopterin monophosphate synthase activity; 4 iron, 4 sulfur cluster binding
Source: RefSeq, a predicted model, not a curated record
CAAACUCUGUUUCAUCACCUAAGCGCGAAAACCUCCCAAAUUUCAAAUCAGCUGGACUAUCAAUUUAUCAACGGAUGGCAGCAGAUGAUAGCUGGACUUAAGAAUAAUGAUAGAUAAUUAGGCUUCGCAACAGGAUAAGAAAUACACAGAAGGGGUUCAGUCCUUAUCUGGUCGACUAUCUCUUUGAUUUUCUCAAUCUAAAGACGUUGUAACUAUCGUGAACGAAGAUAGUUCAGCUCGAAGAUGCCAGUCAUUUUCCAAUUCUGAUCUUGUGUAGUAAUGAUGCUGCGUAAAGUCCAUUUCUCUAAGAAACUCAUUAACGCUGUAUUUCUAUCAACGGAGUCUGCCACCUCCACAAUUCAGCAGCCUUCACUAAAAUUACAAAGAUUCAGGCAACGAUUGAAGAAUGACGCCAGUAGCAGUAUUCUUACGGAUAGUUUUGGCAGACAUCACACCUAUUUGAGAAUAUCUCUGACGGAACGUUGUAACUUGAGAUGUACAUACUGCAUGCCUGCAGAAGGUGUGACAUUGACCAAGAGAGAAGGAAUAUUAACAACGGAUGAAAUUUGUAAAAUCGCAAAUGUUUUUGUUCAGGAAGGUGUACAGAAAAUCCGCCUUACCGGUGGCGAGCCAACAGUGCGUAAAGACAUUGUCGACAUUAUUGGUCGUUUGAAGGAACUCGAUGGAUUAAAACAUUUGGCAAUAACGACUAAUGGAUUGACGCUUACAAGACAGCUACCGGCUCUCCAGAGGGCCGGUCUCGAUGGGCUUAAUAUUUCCUUAGACACCCUCAAGGAAGAACGUUUUGAAAAGUUCACCAGACGGAAAGGAUGGAACAGAGUUAUGGCAGCUAUUGAUUUAGCAGUGCAGCUAGGAUAUAACCCUGUGAAGAUAAACUGUGUCAUUAUGCGGAAUUAUAAUGACGAUGAACUGGUAGAGUUUGUGACGUUUACAAAAGACAGACCAAUCGAUGUACGCUUCAUCGAGUACAUGCCAUUUUCUGGCAACCAGUGGCAAGAAAAUAGAAUGGUUUCCUUCCAAGAUAUGAAGAGCAUAAUAAGAGAAGUUUAUCCUGAAUUUGGGGCGCUUAGAAAUGGGCCCAAUGAUACUUCAAAGGCGUAUAAAGUACCUGGAUUUGUGGGACAGGUGGGUUUCAUUACCUCGAUGAGCGAGCAUUUUUGUAGUUCGUGUAACAGAUUACGCAUUACUGCAGAUGGUAACUUGAAAGUAUGCCUCUUUGAAGGGAAGGGUGAAAUUUCAUUGAGAGAUGCCUUGAGGAGCGGAGCUUCUGAAGCAUAUUUAAAAGAAAUUAUUGGUACAGCUGUGUCACGUAAAAAGAAACAACACGCAGAUUCCCCACCAAAACACACAUACUUGAAAAGGCAUAAUAAUCGUCCUGACUGCUUAAAGUUCCAAAUAAGUAACCGCGCGAAAAAAGGCAAUUCUAAAACAAUCGGUGCAAUCCGACAAUACUCUACAUUGACUCAUGUGGACACAAAAAGUGGAAAAGCGAGCAUGGUGGACGUGGGUGAAAAAAAAAUAAGUAAAAGACUAGCCAAGGCGAGGGGAAUGGUCAGCGUGGGACCAACUAUUUGUAGAUUGAUAAAAGAAAAUAAUUUAAAAAAGGGAGACGUAUUAACGGUCGCACAACUGGCAGGAAUAAUGGCUGCAAAACGUACUUCUGACCUGAUACCCCUUUGCCAUCCUUUGGCUUUAAAUUACAUAGAUGUUCGUCUGACGCUGGACGAAAAUCUAUUCACAGUGGAAAUUGAAUCAGAAGUUCGAUGUACCGGACAAACAGGUGUAGAAAUGGAAGCAUUAGCCGCUGUUAGUGUGGCUGCUUUAACUAUAUAUGAUAUGUGUAAGUCGGUGAGCCCUGCAUAUGCUAUGGUGAUAUCUGAUAUUUGCUUGGUCUCUAAAAUCGGAGGUUGUAAAGGCAAUUUUGACAGAACAGAUUCUGAGACUCAUGAAUAAAAUUAGACGAACAACAAUCUAUUUUACACCAGUUCUCUCUAUCGUCAUCUGUUGUCGUUCCUUACAUAAUAAUGGUUUUAAACAUCGACACUACUAGUUAUUCCAAUUUUUCAGAAAUGGAUUACGUGGCUUCAAAAUUCUGAAUACAGUUGGCUUGAAUUUUAUAUUCAUGUGUAAAAUCAUCCCGCGUAUAGGUCACAAAUUAUAAAAUUUAUACUGAAAAUUAUUGAUGACUCUGUCUAAUAAAUUAUAUGAAUGAAUAUACGUUUUUUGUUGAACGUCAUGCAUCUAUGUAUAUUUUUAUACGUGAACGUUAUACUUUAUGUUAAAUUGUUAUAUAUUUUAUGGGACAAUAAAAAAUUUCUUUAAAGGUUGGUGAACAUGAA